AUGGCGCAUAUUGUUCUGGAAGCGUCGUUCGCGUCAGAUCAGAGCCGCGACACUACUUUAUUUUGUAAAUGUCAUGCACACAUCAACAACUGGGUGGAAAAACAGACACGAGAUAAAAUCGAAAAUUUGGUUCGCACGGAGAACGUCGGUGAUGAUACACGUUUGAUGCUUAUCAAUGCUGUUUACUUCAAUGGGAUUUGGAAAAACAGUUCAGUGGACAUGAUGGCCAUGAUGGAGCAGUUCUCUUAUUAUGAAGAUAAGGAUGUGCAGGUGCUUGGGAUGCCCUACGGCGGUGGUCAAACACAAAUGCUCAUCAUUCUCCCGCAACGACGUUUCGGACUAGCUGGUGUCGAGCAAAAGCUUACUGGAAAGCAGUUGUUGUCCUACGUACAGCAAACUUAUGUUACCGAAGUUGAAGUCGAAUUGCCGAGAUUCAAGCUGGAAAAGAGGCUUGAAUUGGUGCGUGCACUGCAGAAACUGGAGGGAUCAGUGAAGAGCCAAUGA
This is a messenger RNA of Gongylonema pulchrum, 504 nucleotides long. Lineage: Eukaryota; Metazoa; Nematoda; Chromadorea; Rhabditida; Gongylonematidae. The record is from the annotation of a GenBank genome assembly.